This is a messenger RNA of Colletotrichum truncatum, 2223 nucleotides long. Its product is annotated as iron-sulfur cluster assembly accessory protein. The record is from RefSeq and is a predicted model, not a curated record. Gene Ontology annotation, molecular function: 2 iron, 2 sulfur cluster binding. Gene Ontology annotation, cellular component: cytoplasm; mitochondrion. Gene Ontology annotation, biological process: iron-sulfur cluster assembly. Lineage: Eukaryota; Fungi; Ascomycota; Sordariomycetes; Glomerellales; Glomerellaceae.
AUGAACGCCCCUAGGAUACUCGGCAGACUUGCCGUGCGCCGGUCGUGCACCGCCAUGCAAUGCGCAUCAUCACCUUCGGUCUCUUUCGCUCGCCGCGCCUACGGCAGCCCGUCCUUCCAGUCUUAUCCUCUCUACCCUAACAACGCGCCCCCGCCUCCGCGUGCUGACGGCGCCGAGGGCUCAAUCGCCCAGCCGGAUCCUCUUCCGAGGGUCAACGAGACGAGACCUCCCAAGAUGUCCCAGCUUUCCUCCCACCAGCCCAGCUCAUCUCCCUCCCCCUCUGCCACUGCGUCAUCGACAACGACGGCGACGACGACGACAACCAAUACCUCCACAACAGCCCCCAAAGCUACUGCCGCCGCCGCGGUGACGUCGCCGUCAACAACCGCUCCGGCUGCUAAGCCGACACGUCCACGCUCUAAGCUCCGCGCACGCAAGGCGGCGAUGAAGCUCACUCCGGCCGCCGUGGAGCAGCUGCGCGCGCUGCUGGACCAGCCCGACCCGAAGCUCAUCAAGGUCGGCGUGCGCAACCGAGGGUGCUCGGGUCUGGCGUAUCACCUCGAGUUCGUCGAGAAGCCCGGCAGCUUCGACGAGGAGGUCGUGCAGGAUGGUGUCAAGGUGUUGAUUGACAGCAAGGCGCUAUUCAGCAUCAUCGGCAGCGAAAUGGACUGGGUCGAGGACAAGCUCAGCCAGAGGUUUGUGUUUAAGAACCCAAACAUCAAGGAGGAGUGUGGUUGCGGAGAAUCUUUCAUGGUCCUCGCAACCCCCGCGAACACAGCCCGUCCCACCGCAGGCGUAAAGCGCAGCUUCGACGAUGGCCCCGGAGCCAUGUCCUCGCCCUUCGGCAACGCCACUGCCACUGCCAACGUCGCCGCGGCCGAAGAGAGGGAGGAGGACGUAACACCCCCCGAGACGGGCCCCGUCACGAAACGCACAAAGACGGCACGCUCCGCGCCGCUGGCAGAACGUAUGCGACCCCGAACACUCGACGAUGUCUGCGGCCAGGAUCUCGUAGGCCCCCACGGCGUCCUACGGUCCCUUAUCGAGUCGGACCGCGUGCCGAGCAUGAUCCUCUGGGGAGGCUCCGGCACAGGCAAGACGACCAUCGCGCGGUGCAUAGCUCAGAGCGUCGGGUCGAGGUUCAUCGAGCUCAACGCCACGAGCUCCGGCGUCGCAGAGUGCAAAAAGCUCUUUGCCGAGGCCGCCAACGAGCUCGCUCUCACGGGCAGGAAGACCAUCAUCUUCUGCGACGAGAUCCACCGCUUCUCCAAGGCCCAGCAGGACGUCUUCCUGAAGCCCGUCGAGGCCGGAACCAUCACCCUCAUCGGCGCCACCACCGAGAACCCCAGCUUCCGCGUCCAGGCCGCCCUGCUCUCCCGCUGCCGCACCUUCACCCUCUCCAAGCUCGCCAACGAGGACGUCGCGCGCAUCCUGCUCCGCGCCAUCGAAGAGGAGAACAGAAAUAGGGGCAAGGUAGGGGGAGACCCGCUGCCCAGCCCGCUCAUCGACGCCGAGCUGGUGACGUACCUCGCCGCAUUCUCCGACGGCGACGCCCGCACGGCGCUGAACCUCCUCGAGCUCGCGCUCUCCCUCUGCACGCGGCCGGGCAUCACAAAGGAGGACAUCAAGGCGUCGCUCACAAAGACCCUCGUGUACGACCGCGCGGGCGACCAGCACUACGACACCAUCUCGGCCUUUCACAAAGCCGUCCGCGGCUCCGACGCCGACGCCGCGCUGUACUACCUCGCGCGCAUGCUCCAGUCGGGCGAGGACCCGCUGUUCGUCGCGCGGCGGAUGGUCGUCAUCGCGUCCGAGGACGUCGGCCUGGCGGAUAAUACGCUCCUCCCGCUUGCGACGGCCGCCUACACGGCGGCGCAGCAGAUCGGCAUGCCGGAGGCGCGAAUCCCGCUCGCGCACUGCGCCGUCGCCCUGUCUCUUGCUCCCAAGAGCACUAGGGCGUACCGCGGGCUGAAUAAUGCGUACGCGGCGCUCAAGGAGCCCGGCGUCGCGGCGUUGCCUGUGCCGCUGCAUCUGCGGAACGCGCCGACGAGGCUCAUGCGCGAGAUGGGGUACGGCGCCGAGUACAAGUAUCCGCCUAAUUAUCGCGACGGCCGGGUCAGGCAGGAGUACCUACCUGACGAGCUUAUCGGGAGGAGGUUUCUUGAAGAGAGGGAUUUGGGGACGGAGGUCGAUCCGGACUUGGAGAUGGAGACGGAGUCUUAA